UCUACAUAGGCGGAGAAUUCAUGAAAAUAGCUAACAAUAGUAAUGAACCUUCGGGUUCUACUUACGCGGAGAAUUCAUGAAAACAGCUGGGCAUCUGCCAACUUCAAAAGUCAUCUUUCUAGAUUCAGUUCUCUGUGCCAGAGACUUCUGAAUUUCUCACCGAUGAGCUCUGUUGCUGAAUUGGAAGUUACUUUAUUAUGUAGUCAAUGGCAAAAAUAUGUUAUGAUGUCUUAUUUUUGUUGAUUACUUUAUCAUAUAGCAUUAUUUUAUGUUUAAAUAGGAACUCGAGAGUCACGCCAGUAUCCAUGUGCAAGCCUAUUUGAUCACAAUUUAUAGAAUAUGAACAAUAUUAAUCUAUGAUGAAUAACAAAUGAUAAACGUUCUAAGUUUGAAGUGUCGGUUGAAUUGUGUUGGAUCAGGGCCAGACUAUUGUAGAGAAUGACAUUAAGUACAUAUUAUAUUUAGGUUAUUAUGGAAUCGUCAUUACUUUUCACUAUACUUUAUAUACUGAUGUCUCUGUGUUUCGUGUAUCCACCCAACGAAUUUGUAUCAGCAGGAUUCACCGUUCAGUGCAUAUUGUCUACUUGGCUUGGAAGCGAGAAUGAAUGUUUUAUACAGUAUCAUAUUCGUAGAAUUGUUGCAACUCUUCUCUGUCAUUCUCUUUUGCCACUGGGUUACUUAAUGGGAUUGUAUUUCCUCAGUAACUCAAGUUCCCAGACCAUGUUUUGGCAAGGUAGUGCAGUAUGGCAAUUGUCUGUAUUUGCUGCUGUUAUGGUACCAUUAGCAGCAAUGUACUUGGUAUGGGGCUGGUGGCGAAAUCAGUGGAAGUCACAUCCUGUAGCCAAGACUCUUGCUUGUUUCUGUAAUCCCAAUGCAGAAUGGGUAUCUGUAGCAUCAGAUAUCAACAUUGAAUUUCGAAGAAUUGACAAGAUUUGCAUUGAGACAAAUUCAAUAAUGAAAGUCAUAGCAACAGACAACUGGAUAAUUAAAGUUGCACCAUACUGGUUAGAUAUAGCCCACCAGAGUGAUGCUGCUCUGAUCUUGAGCAGCAGCGACACUCACCAAGUUGCACCAAGCAGUCCUGGUGGAGCACAAUACCUCAACAUUGAAGUGAAGAGUGUACGGCAAGGAGUAAAGCCAUUUCAUAUCAGGUUAAAUGCCUUUGACUUCAGAGACCUCCAGGAUAAAGUCAGUCGUCCAAUUACUGUACUUCAAAAUGUCACAUUUCAUCGAACACUUGUUGAUAGAUUUCUGGAUGCAUUCCGAGAGCAAGUGGCUGAAAAUCCUUUUUAUGAAACUUCACAGGAUUUGGAACUCUGCAUCGGAUGUAUGCAGACACCAUCUAAUGUGAAGCUGCAGAAGAUGUGUGGAGAUGUGACAGUACAAGGAGAUUCCUGCACUACCUGUUAUUGUCGUCCAAUGUGGUGCCUUGAGUGUAUGGGUAAAUGGUUUGCAUCACGACAAGAUCAGAAUCAUCCAGAAACAUGGAUGGGUUCAAAAUGCACCUGUCCAUUGUGCCGCAGUUGUUUCUGUAUGCUGGAUGUGUGUCAGGUGCAUUCUAGAUGAUACUGUUUUUUGUCAGCGAAAGGCCGUUUCUUAUACAAAAACUGCUUGACGUGCUGGAUACAGCUGUGUAAAGAAUGCCAGUGACUAAAUAAAUUAUUUAAUUUGUUUUGUUAAUUUUGUACAUCAGGUCACUUAUUUAUACUUGUGCUUUCCAGUGCACUAAACCUUUGUCAGAGGUUAGAAAUUAAUAUUUUAGAAGCUGAAAACAUCAGAUUUGACUUGUGUUUCAAACAUGAUAUGUGACCAGCUGUACAGGUGUAAUUAAUGAGUUAGUAAUUUUAAAUUUUUGCUUAUUUUACCCAAUUUUUAAUUAAUUAAUCCUGAAAUGUGUGUCCUUGAAUUGAUUUUGUUGUAACUAUUAAUGGAAGAACCGAAUUUUAUCACAGCCAGAUUUACUGUAACACUCGUUCCACCCUUCUCAUGGUGGAGGCAUGGAAGGACUUCUUGAGCAGAGUAUCAAUCAAAAAAUCAGUCAAACUUUUCAACCAUUACCACUGAAUGAACUCAAAAUUUUAAUUCUUAUAUUGGAAGAAUGCCAAACAAUUCUUCUUAAGUAGGAUUUGAGGUUUUCAUGGCAGUGAGUACAAAGAUAGCUGAUGAUGGAGGCAGCAAGGACAUCUGAAACGUUGUUAAACUUCUACCAGACUGCACAGCACUACUACCCAGAAGACAGCCAUCUUAUUACUUCUUAAAUUUUCACUAAGGAAGCAUCAUUGCAUGUUUAUUGAUGCUGAGUAUCACCAUUUUGAACAUUUAUUUUAUAUCCAGCAAUAAAAUCUUCAUAGAAUUCUUGCUCCCCUAUUCUUAUUUUUCUAACAUUCAGGUAAUGAAUAAUGAGUCUUGACCACCGAGAAUCAGACCUAUGUUUAUAUGACAUUUCUGACUGGGAAUGGCCUCAGGAAUAAGUUCCUGAAGUUGCAACAUUAAGUUGUGAAUCACCCUCUACAUGUGCCCCAAAGGGAUCACCUGCUUCAGCCAUGUGGCCUUUGGCACAACACCUCACACCUUGACCUUGACAGACUAUGGUUCUUUUAACUGUCCCUAGAGACAUUACCUCCCUCUGCAACAUGGAUGUCACGGUUGGGUUUUGGGAAGGGAAUUUAUGUUGAUAUGCCAUAUUUUGGAAAGGUACUUCUGCGAGUAAUGUUAGAUCUGUUCAAAUGCAUAUGAUACAAAUCAAGAUACGUGAAACACUAAGAGGAGUAUUUUCCUUGGAAGCGUUGAAGCAAGAACGAAGGUGGAAAGACUAUAAGUGCUCCAGUUUUCACUUCCAUUAAUAAAGAAAACAUAAUCUAAUUUAAAUAGUUAUUCAAAUGUCACUUGAUACUGACCUUUCUUAAUUUGGCCUUUUGUUGCUUCCAUGAGGAAAAGAUAAAUUGCUUCUGGUAAUGUCAAUGUAUUUACCAAAUGGAAAUAAAAUUGAAUUUUGAAAAAUG
This is a messenger RNA of Zootermopsis nevadensis, 3002 nucleotides long. Its product is annotated as E3 ubiquitin-protein ligase TM129. NCBI's taxonomy places the organism in Eukaryota, Metazoa, Arthropoda, Insecta, Blattodea, Termopsidae. The record is from RefSeq and is a predicted model, not a curated record. Gene Ontology annotation, cellular component: endoplasmic reticulum; membrane. Gene Ontology annotation, molecular function: ubiquitin protein ligase activity. Gene Ontology annotation, biological process: protein ubiquitination.